CGAACGAACGAGUGUGUCAAUAUAUUGUAGACUUGGGAAAGAGAGAGCGGGCGAAUAGCGAACGAACGAGCGAGCGUCGAUCAACACUGACUCAAUGAAUGACUGACUGCGACUGAAUUGUUUUUGUUCUGGGCUUUUCUGGCUGCUAGAUCCACAAAGAGUGAGUGAGAGAGACGAUGAUGAAGGGGGUGGGAGGGAAUGGUAUAGAUUGUGCAUGUGCGAGAGAGUGAGAAAAGGCACGCCGCGGCCCACUGGAUUCGAUGUUGCGCGGGCGGCGUCGACGACGUCGUCGUCGUCGUCGUCUUCAAUAUUCACGCUCGACCGAAAUACAAAAUCACUUGUUUGUCUUCGCAACGUGACAAUUAAAAAUACACUAUACACACAAACAUCAACGAAUGCGCUUUGUUUCCAGCAAAUUGUAAAUAUGUAAACAAUUUCGGUGAAUCAGUGAAGAAGAAAAAGAAGAAAGAAAAAACACUAAUCCUAAUUUGCAAAUUGACCGCUCUAUAGGAAAUUGUAAAAAUACACGCCAUGCGUUCGUCGUUUCGGCCGUUUGCGCUGAAUCUGAUAUCGUUCCUGUUUGGUGGAUUCGAUAAUCAGCAACAGCAACAGCAUCACCACCAGCAGCAGCAGCAGAAUGAGCUUCAUAGGCAGCAGGAUGGGAACGGCGACGAACAUCAGCAGCACAAGAGCAAAUAUUGGGGCGCAAAGUCUGCGGAAGAGGUGAUCGUCGAGGCGGAUAGGUUGUACGCGCGGGGUCAGUUCCUCGAGGUCUAUGAGCUUCUAAAUCGGCUCAAGUUCAGCGAUAACGCGGAAAUCCAAUGGAGAAUUUCGAGGAGCCUCUUCAAGAUGUCGAGGUCGGCGACGGCCGGACCCGAGCAGCGACGCGAGAUGAUCGAGGAAGCGCACGAAUUGUUGCAGCGCACCCUCGCCUUAGAUGGUCGAAUAAUGAUCGGUGGAAACGUUUAUAAAUGGUCGGCAAUCAUCGGCGACGAAAGGGCAGGGUUGAUGGGAUUGGAGGCGCGCGUCGCCAAUUACGCGAUCUGCAAGGAUCUGCUGCAGAGGGCCGUCGAACUGAACCCGUCCGACUCGACGUCCUACCACCUCCUCGGGCGCUGGUGCUUCGAGAUGAGCCGUCUCUCUUGGCUGGAGCGCGCGAUUGCUCGCCUCCUCUACGGCCCCAUCCCCGUGGUCAGCUACGAGGAGGCCAUCCACUACCUGCAAAAGUCUUCGGAUUGCGUGCCGAGCGCAUACAUGCUGGGCGAGAUCUGUUUCCGCAUGAGGCAAUACUACAGAGCCAGAUUCUAUUUGAACGUCGCGGCGACGCUUCCCGCGCGCACCGACCACGAGAGGAGGUGCGCCGACAAGGCCAGGCACCUGCUCAUGCGGCUCGCCGUCUACGACCUCAGCAGAGAAACCGUCCUCUUCGAAUACCCUUUCUAACCCCCCAAGACGACGCCGACAACAACAACAACAACAAGCACGUCCCAAGCACUAUUUUCCAGCACAUUUCGGGGAAAUUCACGCGCUCGGGGAAUUUCUCCAAGGACGGCCGCAUAUAUUAAUUGCUCGCCCGUUGUCGUCGUCGUCGUCGACGUUGUUUAAAAAUAGAAAGUCUCCAAUUGGUUGUAAUUCACGCUUAUUUCUGUGUCUGUCUCGCACUCUUCGCCAAACUGAUAAACGCGAAUCUAUAUCUACUCGAUAUUAUUUGUUGUUGAUGAUGUUGUUUGCAAAACUACUUCGAUAGUAGCAAGUACGCAGCAAAGUACAGCAAAUAUUAGUAAAACUGCUAAAAGACGAAUGAACGAAGUUGCCUGGGUUCAAUAGUCCCUCCCAUUCUUGCUGCACAUUCUCUGCGUCGCAGACAUUCAAACACGAAGGAGAAGAUAACACGGAAAUGGUAACAUUGCUGACACAAUACAGCAACACAAGCAUCAGAUGAAAAUCCAUAUAGCUGUGUAGGUGGCAUCAUAAGCAAUAAGAGCAAGAUAAAAACAACUAAAAUCGAAAUGUUUCGUUGAUGAAACCCCCUUCUCACCCUUGGACCUGCACAACAAUUGAGUGUUUCGUUUUUCAUAGAUAAUACGAUACGGAUGAAUAUAAUUUAAGGUCAUAACUGUAAAUGAAAGUGAAUUCCGAUCAUAGUAAAACGCGAACAAAAAUUCACCGAACAGAUUAGAUUGCAAAACUUAAGAAAAAAAAAUCAUAUAAUAAUUGGUUGUUUUCGUCUUUAUUUAAUCACAGAACAAACGUUUGGACCGCGAGUCCACAUCGAUAUAAUCGAUAAAGAACGUGAACCUGAAACCGUGAUCUAUUCUAUUGGAUUCAACAACAUCAACAACAACUAGAACAACAAAAAUCCCAACCGCCAAGAGCAAAGACAAUUAAGAACAGCAAUUCGGAAAGACGCGUAAACACAAUUAAGCGCGCUUCCGCCAACAGCAAAUGAAAAUAUAAUUGCAAAAUGCGCUCACAGAUUUUGCAACAAUAUUAUUAUUGCUGUUGUAGUCGUCGUCGGUAAACCGAAACGUUUCAAAAUACAACAAAAUCAUCGCCUUGAUAGAUGAAUGGAAAGAGGUGAGAGGGGAGGGAGAUGAUAUCAACGAUGAUCGUCGGGUUUUUCGGAAUCGUCAAAUCAUCGCAAUUGCGCGACAAGUAUUAAGUGUGUUAUGUCGGAAUUUCUAAGUAAUACAAAAAUAUAAUUCAAAUAUGAUAGCACCAAACAAACACAUCCGGGAUUCGAUGGUUGCAUACGGAAAAGUGAACGUAACACAUUCACCGAUUACAAUGCGAGACGUUAAUUAACGCAAAGUCCCAUAAAAUCUAUGUACAAUAGUUGUUAUUUUGGGAGAAUCUAUUUUCGAAGCUGGAAAUUAACACCGUAUUCACAACUAUUCAAUUUGUCAGCGGAAAUGCCGAGUCAAUUUGAAAUUUGAAUUAAAAGUAGCAAAACUGCACCGACACAAUGAAUUAAAGUACAAAUAGAUGCGAACAAUUUUACGACUGUUGCGUAAUGCGAGCGUAUUCAAUUAGAAAUAAAUUGUAUUAGGUGUUGCCUAAUCAAUUGCCCGUGCAAAUUACUCAAUAAAAAGCACAUUGCUACUGCUUCUGAUUAGCAAACACUCAUUGCAAGCAAAUAUAACAUUUCGCGAAAUAUAAAUGAUACCGAGAAGCGCAAAUAGAGACUGUUGCUAUCUAAUACGAAACAUUUUAAAAUAAUUAAAGAUUACGGUAGGAGAGAGAGAGAGAGAGAAAAAAGUAACACAUCUUUAACAACGACCACGUAAGACGUAGAAAUAUGUUUUUGGUAUAGUCACGGCUGUUUCGCUAUGCCAAUUUUCGAGUAAACCAAAUUCCGCGUAUCGAAAUGAAUAAUAGAAUAUAAUAUAGGCAGACGCGAAACAAGCGACAAAUGCAAUUGCACAACGACGCACACUGUCUGUAUCGAUGUAUUACGUAACAGGUAGCAGAUAGAAUGCGGAAAGGGAGGAGAAGGAGUUGUAUGCAGCAUGUAAUCUAGCAAGCGCGGCGACGACAACUGCGAUCACGAUGAUGCUGAUUUGUAAUGAAUUAUUGCAAUUGUAUGCAACAAACAAUACAAUUAAAAAAAAAUGUGUAUCAUAAUACCGACGAGUGCGAAAGGCGUGACGCAGUUACACAACGCCCAGAGAUUAUUAUUAUUAUUAUAUUCGAUGCAACAAACGUCGUUGCACGAUCCCCAUCCGUUCACAUAAUACGAAAAACAAACAAACAAAAUCCGAAUAACAGCUGACUACUACUGCUGCUGCAACCGUUUAUGUGUAACGCGGUGCGACGCGUCUUGCUCCUCCACCUCGCUGGUUUCAAUUUACAAAACACGAUUUAUUUGUUUUCUUUUCCUCGAUGAAAACAUAACAAUAAUAAUUGAUAAAGUAAUUAAUUAAUUAAACGCAAGAAGAUAAACGAAGAAGAUAUCAAUUGGAAUGAAUGCGCAAUUUUCGCAUUUUUCGAAUAUUAAUAAUAAUAAAAAAAAAACAAAAACUUAGCACUAAAAUUCUGCGAUUUGCAUGGCAACACAUAAAAUAUAUUAAAGCGUGAACUCGAGUGAAUGAAUCCAAAAGUGGUGAACGACAUUCAUUACCUUUCAAUACGAAUCAGAGACCACCUGCCUGCUCAUCAUUCGUGGAGCGUCGAACGAGCAGGUGGUUUUACUGUUCAAUCGACAAACGAGAACAACGAAGACAGAAUGAAGAGAUGGUGGGUAUGUUAAAUGGUAAUGAUGUGAUCGGUCAACGAGACAGACACGGGAGAUCCCGUUGAAGACGAUUCUGCAUGCUUCGGUGCGUCGCGCGUACAUGGGUGAAUUAUAUCAAUGCUCAAGUAGGACAUGCAUGCAUGUCGACACGCCGAACACGUUCAUUGAUAGAGCGGAAUAACAAUAAAAAGAGAGACGCUAGUCGCUCGCGAGAAGAGAUAAGAAAAGAAGAGGGUUCCAGUGUGGUGUGUUGUUGGGAGCAGGAGGAGGAGACGAAAUCCGAUAUACAUCUAUAUAAUAUAACAUUCCGGCUGGCUUUCGAACGCGAUGAGACGU
Messenger RNA from Nicrophorus vespilloides, 4570 nucleotides. Its product is annotated as regulator of microtubule dynamics protein 1-like. The transcript is spliced from 3 exons. Gene Ontology annotation, molecular function: microtubule binding. The record is from RefSeq and is a predicted model, not a curated record. NCBI's taxonomy places the organism in Eukaryota, Metazoa, Arthropoda, Insecta, Coleoptera, Silphidae. The coding region runs from base 532 to 1443 and encodes 303 amino acids. Gene Ontology annotation, cellular component: cytoplasm; mitotic spindle pole; spindle microtubule.